Messenger RNA from Coregonus clupeaformis (lake whitefish), 1717 nucleotides. RefSeq lists its product as uncharacterized. NCBI's taxonomy places the organism in Eukaryota, Metazoa, Chordata, Actinopteri, Salmoniformes, Salmonidae. The transcript is spliced from 5 exons. The coding region runs from base 222 to 902 and encodes 226 amino acids. The record is from RefSeq and is a predicted model, not a curated record.
UCAACAACCGGUCGCCAGCUGAAGGCAGACAAGCCAGACGUGAGUUCCACAGCAUCCAGCACCUCAUAGGCUAAUAGCCUACUAAUUUAAAGAUUUGAUAAGACAAUAGUAGAACGAUGACACAACCGAUUCAACUAUCAUUGACGAGGUGAGGUGAGGUACGGAAUAAGGAAUUUAUUUGGAGCCCUUGACCUAGCCUAUAUUUUUGUUUUCUUGAUAAAAUGCCGACCACAAGGGUCAUCAAGCAAAAGCCUGUUAUUGAAACGAAAACAAGAGUCGUCGAAGAGAAAACAAAACUGGUUGAAACGAAACCAGCAUCGAUAUCUCAACUCAAAGUCACAGCUCCUCGCAAACCGCGGGCGUCGAGCUGUCCGCGAUGUAUCCAUAGUAACCGAUGCGAGACCACGAACACCCAUCAGCAGGGCAAGUUGUGCGCCCCCAGGUGCGAUAGGAGAGCGAGGUCAACCUCCACCGCUCCCAAAUCAACACUCUCCUCUUCGAAAUCAGCUGUGCUCUGUCAAAAACCAACAGCCACAUCUCCAAAAUCAACUGUAACUUCUUCAAAGUCUAAAGAAGCAGCUCAGGUGGCGCAGAAAGAAGAACGCACGUCGAGACCCAGGGCACACUAUGCCAUUCAGAGUCACAAAGCGUUCACGGUCAUCCCCCCUAACCCCAAGAAAAGAAUAGAGAUCCAACAAAAGGCGGAGGCGGAGCUGGCUGCUCUGGAGGAUCUGAGGCUGAGCAGAGCCAUACCCUACGUCUCCAUUGACCCCAGCAGUGUUGGUGGGUGUCUGAGUCUGGAGGAGGUGCGGCUAAAGCAGCAGCAGGAAAUGCAGGCCAGGAGGAGGCAGAGACAGAUGAAGAAAUAUAUGUUUGAGACAUCACCAGUGGUGUUGGGAUGAAGACUGAGCCACAGAGAGACAGAAAGCUUAAGUUAUCAUUAAAGUGCAGACGCAUCAUCAUCAUGUGAAUGAUGGUUGUUGCCUGUAUGUCUAAGUCCAGCACUGGGAUCACACAUUGUCUAAGUCCAGCACUGGGAUCACACAUUGUCUAAGUCCAGCACUGGGAUCACACAUUGUCUAAGUCCAGCACUGGGAUCACACAUUGUCUGUCCAGCACUGGGAUCACACAUUGUCUAAGUCCAGCACUGGGAUCACACAUUGUCUAAGUCCAGCACUGGGAUCACACAUUGUCUAAGUCCAGCACUGGGAUCACACAUUGUCUAAGUCCAGCACUGGGAUCACACAUUGUCUAAGUCCAGCACUGGGAUCACACAUUGUCUAAGUCCAGCACUGGGAUCACACAUUGUCUAAGUCCAGCAUUGGGAUCACACAUUGUCUAAGUCCAGCACUGGGAUCACACAUUGUCUGUCCAGCACUGGGAUCACACAUUGUCUGUCCAGCACUGGGAUCACACAUUGUCUAAGUCCAGCACUGGGAUCAUUGUCUACGAUGUUUCAGUGUCACACUGCAUUAUUUUACAUUUUGUAUCAAAUAGAUAUCAUGUUAGUUUCAUUUAGUAAAAAAAACAAUUGUUAAGUAGGUUACAAAAGUUUUACAUCCAUCCUUCUGUGUUUAGUGAGUAUCACAAUGAACUGUACAAAUGGUUGUUGUUCUCAUGUACUGCAUGGCUACAGAACAUGGUACUGCUCUUCUUUACCCCCAUCAUCAUUCAGGCUUUCUAUGUUUAUAAAGUAACACAUGUGAAUAAAACCUUC